Molecule: messenger RNA, 750 nt
Organism: Cajanus cajan (pigeon pea)
Lineage: Eukaryota; Viridiplantae; Streptophyta; Magnoliopsida; Fabales; Fabaceae
Source: RefSeq, a predicted model, not a curated record
AGUUGAGGAAUAGAUGUAGAUCUGCUAUGUUGUUGGCAGCAUGAUAUGUGUUAAUUAGAAUUAUCUUGUGUACUCUGUCCCUCACCCUUUGAAAUUUUCUUUAGUGGCUUGGACAAAAGCAUAAGAAGGCUAUGCUGGAAGCUCUGGAUAAGGUCAAAGCUGAGUUGAUGAUUUUAGGGUUCAUUUCACUUCUUUUGACUUUCGGGCAGAGCUAUAUUGUCAAAAUAUGCAUUUCUGAAAAGAUCGCAUCCAAAAUGUUGCCAUGUCCAUAUAACUAUGAGAGUACCGAUAGUGCGUCAGAUACUGAAGAGAACCAUCGUAGGAAACUUCUGUCAUAUGAACGUAGAUAUUUAGCUGCUGAUACUACCUCGUACAAAUGCAGCAAGGAGGGACAUGAGCCACUUUUAUCUGUCAAUGGAUUGCACCAGUUACACAUCCUCAUAUUCUUCUUAGCAGUUUUUCAUGUGCUUUACAGUGCUAUCACAAUGCUCCUUGGAAGACUAAAGGUCUGUUUGUUUUUUUAAAAUUUUUGUCGACUAGUUCAAAUAUUUUUUCCACAUGUGCAACUGCAUAUUAAGGAUAUUGAGUUGAGGGUUACUCAACCUUAUGUAUUUUUCUUCUUGCUUUGUUAGCCUACAAGAUUUAUAUACUUUUGGUCAUGUGGUUAGAUCAUUAGGUGAUGUGCCUUAAAUCGAUUCAAUUCAGACUUACCCUUGAUGAAACCAUAAAUGCUGUCCUGUUAUUGUUCCG